GCGUCACAGUCUUACACAGUCAUUGCAGAAAGGGCCAAAGACAGAGCUGUCCAUGGUUAUAAACAAAAUCUUCCAACUCUUGGUUGAACAUCAGGUAAUAAUGGUCCUCUUGGUGAGCAAAACUUAUUAGAGGGCAGGAGAAGGAAUGCUACCUCUCAGCAGCCGGCAGGAAGAAAUUGUUGAAAAGCUUACCUCUCUGGGGAGGAAUCAGAUAUCAGACUUUGCCAAGCCUCAGGUCCAACCCAUAAGGUCCCACCUACAUCCCCCGCCCCAUCCCAGCUUUGUUAGAUUGCUAGCAUCGAUCGCUGGCUUUUUCUGACCCAACAGUGGGUGAAAGAGAAAGAGGCAGCAAGGCUGCAGGCAAACAGGGGUGGCUUGGGUAGAGAGGAAAAGAGAAGGGAAGAAAAAGGGAGGGGGCCACGGGCACUAAGCUUAACUGGUGCCUGCCUGCUUCUCUUUGAUUUGAUGGCCUUUAUUCCUUCUAAUUGGAUAAAAUAGGAAGUCACUGGCAGUCCUCUGUUGCUGUGUGUACUGUGUCGCUCAGACCAGCCGGCAGCCCUGGAGUGUGCGGAGAGGGUGGGGGCUCCAGAGCAGAGAGGAGGAAAGGGAGAAGAGAGGGAGCGCGUCUCUGGAUGAGGGCAGGCAGAGAGGAGACGGCGACGCGGGGGAGAGCCGCCGAGGCGGAAAGUGCCUGAGCGCCCCAGAAGGACAAAGAGGAGUGGUGGGGGGUGGGGAGGAGGCAGGGCGGGGCGCGGAGUCGCCGCCCCUCUCCCCCCUGCGCCCGGCGAGGCCCGCGUUCGCCGCGAUGCUCGGAGGGCAGGCACCUGCUGCUCGCUAAGGAUGCAGCCCCUUUCCGCCGCCGCGCUCCCGCAGCAGGAUGCUGGUGCUCCCGGCGCCGCUGCCCCUCCUGCCGCCGCCGCCGCCGCUCGUCCUGCCUCUGCUCUUACUUCUCCUGCAUGACAGUGGUUUUCUCCACCUAAGCAGACCCCAGCUUCAGACGCUCGAGGUGAGAAACAUGCCUUUCCGUUUGGGCUACUGGUUUACUUAA
Molecule: messenger RNA, 1048 nt
Organism: Manis pentadactyla (Chinese pangolin)
Lineage: Eukaryota; Metazoa; Chordata; Mammalia; Pholidota; Manidae
Exons: 1
Coding region: 878-1048 (56 amino acids)
Source: RefSeq, a predicted model, not a curated record